This is a messenger RNA of Vicia faba (fava bean), 1902 nucleotides long. Lineage: Eukaryota; Viridiplantae; Streptophyta; Magnoliopsida; Fabales; Fabaceae. The record is from the annotation of a GenBank genome assembly.
AUGGCUGAUGCCAAUUCACCAACAACAUCUCCACCGUCUGAUUCAUCACAAUCCCCGCCACCUCCCUCACCAGACACCGCAAAUAAUUCAUCACCACCACCACCACCAGCCGCUGAUAAUUCAUCUCCACCACCAUCCUCUCCACCACCAUCGUCACCUCCACCUUCAUCACCUCCACCAUCAUCACCUCCACCAUCAUCUCCACCUCCAUCUUCGCCUCCACCAUCAUCUCCUUCUCCACCUCCACCUUCUGGCUCUUCCCCGUCUCCACCAUCACCGCCUCCACCACCGUCACCAGAAGGCCGCACACCAUCGCCUCCAAACCGGCAAGACUUUUCUUCUCCUCCGCCACCACAUCAUCGUUUGUCACCACCGAAAUCACCUCACUCGAAUAAUCACCAUAAUUCAAAUGAUAAGAAUGGGAACCAGUUGAACACAGGGGCUAUUAUAGGAAUUGCAAGUGGAGCUGGUUUAUUGCUCCUUGUCCUUUCCAUACUACUCAUUGUAUGUUCAAGAAAAAAGAAGAGAUCACAACCUCACCAUCAAUUCUACCCCCCUCAACCCCGCGGUCCUAAUCAAUAUGAGUACAAUAACCGUGAUCACAUACUUAAUAUUCCUCCAACACCAGAUGGUGGUGGAGGUUGGGGUCCACCACCACCUCGACAAUUUAGCAGUGACAUGAGUACCUCGAGUUACUCAGGGUCGCAAGGUCCUGUAUUUCCACCACCACAUCCAACAGUUGCGCUCGGGUUCAAUCAGAGUUCAUUCACAUAUGAUGAGUUAUCCAUUGCUACGGGUGCGUUUGCACAGCAAAAUCUGUUGGGUCAAGGUGGAUUUGGAUAUGUACAUAAAGGUGUUCUUCCUAAUGGUAAAGAAAUAGCAGUGAAGAGCCUAAAAGCAACCAGUGGACAAGGUGAUAGAGAAUUCCAAGCUGAAGUCGAAACUAUCAGCCGUGUCCACCAUCGCUAUCUCGUUUCGCUUGUUGGAUAUUGCAUUUCUGAUGCCAAAAGGCUUCUUGUUUAUGAAUUUGUUCCUAACAAGACCCUUGAAUAUCAUCUUCAUGGAAAGGGUCGACCUGUGAUGGACUGGGGCACAAGGCUUAAAAUCGCGCUUGGAUCAGCUAAAGGACUUGCUUAUUUACAUGAGGAUUGUCAUCCUCGUAUCAUUCACCGAGAUAUAAAGGGUGCAAACAUUUUACUUGAAAACAACUUUGAAGCAAAAGUGGCAGAUUUUGGAUUGGCAAAGUUUAAUCAAGACGCUAACACUCAUGUUUCUACUCGCGUCAUGGGAACAUUUGGGUAUAUGGCUCCUGAGUAUGCAUCGAGCGGUAAGCUAAGUGAUAAAUCGGAUGUCUUCUCAUACGGUAUUAUGCUUUUGGAGCUAAUAACUGGACGACGACCGGUUGGAACGACUGGUGAUGACGAAGAAGAUAGUUUGGUUGAUUGGGCUAGACCACUUUGUACAAAAGCAUUAGAAAAUGGAAUACUUAAUGGAUUGGUCGACAUACGAUUAGAGGACAAUUAUGACAAAAAUGAAAUAACCCGAAUGAUAGCUUGUGCUGCUGCCAGUGUUAGGCAUUCAUCAAAAAGGCGUCCAAAAAUGAGUCAGAUUGUAAGAGUACUGGAGGGAGAUUCUUCACUCGAAGCGCUUCAUCAGGAUGGAGUUAAAGCUGGACAUAGUACUAUGUACAGCAGCGCAAGUGGAGAUUAUGAUGCAGGAGCAUACAGUGCUGACAUGAAAAAGUUCAAGAAAGUAGCAUUUGAAAGCAGCGUAGCAAGCAGCGAGUAUGGUGGGACGAGUGAGUAUGGUCUCAAUCUUUCCGUCUCAAGCAGUGAACAAUCAUCUUCUGAUUAUAGCAGGAGGACAGCAACAGGAACAGGAAGCCGGAUCAACACUCCGUGA